Molecule: messenger RNA, 5340 nt
Organism: Brassica napus (rape)
Lineage: Eukaryota; Viridiplantae; Streptophyta; Magnoliopsida; Brassicales; Brassicaceae
Product: SAC3 family protein B
Biological process (GO): mRNA export from nucleus
Cellular component (GO): transcription export complex 2; nucleus; cytoplasm
Source: RefSeq, a predicted model, not a curated record
GCUAAAUCAUCCUCGCCGGGAAGUUCCGACGGAGAAACAGAAAACUCGAUUCCUUUUUUUUUUUUUGUCUGGUUUUGAUUUUAGCCGGCGAAGAAUGUGAACGAAGGAGCUUAAAAAGAUCAAGGAGAUGGCGUUUAAGCCUUUCGGGAAAGAUGUAGGACCGGCGAUGAGCUCCAAGCCGUCGUCGUUUACAACGUUCGGCGCUUCUGAUCCUACUCAAUCCACCAGUGAUUCUCCGAUUCAGCCACCGACAUAUCAAAACCAUUCAGGGUAUGCAGGACGAUCUUUUGGACCAGGUGGUAUUCAAAGUGGUCCUCCAAUCCAGCGAGCACCGUCUCCUUCAGCUUCUCAAAACCCUUCACCCUCUGUAGGGCAACCUUACUGACCACGUGGACUACAAAGUAGUCCUGCAAUGAAUCGAACAUCACCACCUGUGGCUUUUCAAAAUCCCUCACACUCCUCAGGACAAUCUUACCGACCUGGUGGAACUCAGAGGAGCCCCGGACCUGUCAAUGUACAUUGGGGUCCAGAAGCUUUUCCACGCCCAAUCCCCUCUGUGAGACCUUACCAAUUUCCUGGAGUUCAGAGGCCUACUUUAAAUCCUCAGUUUGGGCAUGAUGAAUCUAGGAAUUUCCAAAAGGAUCAUAGUGAACGUAGUCUAGCCACGUCUUCAGCUAGUACAUCACACACUCUUUCCAGAAGUGGAACUGAUGUUGUUGAGAUUGGUCGAUCACAAGAUUCAAAAAGGAAAAGUCGUUCAGAUGUUCUUCCUGAUCGGAGUUUAGGGGUUUCUCGAAGAAACCAUUCGCCAGGAUCAGGUUUUGGGAUUGGCAGAUUGGUAGAUGAUUUCCAGCAGUCAUCUAGUCAAACUUGGAUACGCUCUCCCUCUUCCGCGGACAAUAAUCCGGUGAGGUCGAGGAUCAAUCCCAAUCGGUUGAUCCAUCAGGAACAGAGCCCAAGCUCUUCAUUCCCUUAUGCACAUGAAGCAGCUGAAAUCCAGGAAGCCACAAAAAGAAAAUCUUCGGCUAUAGCACCUUCUGAUAGUUUUCUUCACAACAACCCUGUAUUUUCUCAAGAUGAUACUCGAAGGUCAUCGACAUCUCCUCCUGGCACAAAGUCAUUUAUGCUUUCAAGAAGCUCAGAUUCCCAAUUUACUGGGCAGUCCUCCUCUGUAAAUAAUUUCAGUAAUGCGGUUAAGACAAGUAGUUCACCUGCAACAAAAAGGACGAGAUCUCCACCUUUUUAUCCAGUGGAGGAUGAUAUCCAGGGAAACUCUUUUCUUUCUCAAAGCUUUACUGAAGGAGAAGAGCAAGCCAGGGCAAAGAGACUGGCCCGCUUCAAGGGUGAACUGGACCCUGUUCCAGCCCGACCUGUUGAUACUCAACUUGCUAAAUCAGCUGUAAAUAAAACUGUGAAGCUUCUGGACAACAAGCAAAUAUUCAAUUCACAGGAAUCAAAUAGGGAUGUCCUCAAGGGAGAUGCUUUGUCUGAUUUUGAAAGCUCGGAGCAGCCUUCUCUUAUCGUUGGAUUAUGCCCUGACAUGUGUCCUGAGUCAGAACGGGGGGAGCGUGAAAAGAAGGGUGACUUGGACCAUUAUGAGCGUGUGGAUGGAGAUAGGAACCAGACGAGCAAAUCCCUUGCUGUGAAGAAAUAUACCAGGACGGCGGAGCGAGAAGCCAUUUUGAUACGACCCAUGCCAAUCCUGCAGAAUACUAUGGAAUAUUUGCUGAGUUACCGCCCUUACAAUGAAAACUUUCUUGGCAUGUAUAAUUUCCUAUGGGAUAGGAUGAGAGCUAUUCGAAUGGAUCUAAGAAUGCAACAUAUAUUCAACCGAGAAGCUAUUACUUUACUGGAGCAAAUGAUAAGACUUCACAUCAUUGCAAUGCAUGAGCUAUGUGAAUAUACUAAAGGAGAGGGCUUUUCGGAGGGGUUUGAUGCACACCUGAAUAUUGAGCAGAUGAACAAGACAUCUGUUGAGUUGUUUCAAAUGUAUGAUGAUCACAGGAAGGGAGGAACAACUAUUCCUACAGAAAAAGAGUUCCGUGGCUAUUAUGCUCUUCUCAAACUCGACAAGCACCCUGGCUACAAGGUUGAACCGUCUGAGCUUUCUCUUGAUCUUGCCAACAUGACUCCAGAAAUAAGGCAAACUUCAGAAGUUCUCUUUGCCCGCAGUGUAGCCAGAGCUGGUAGAACUGGCAACUUCAUUGCCUUCUUUCGCCUCGCACGAAAAGCAAGUUAUCUUCAAGCAUGUCUAAUGCAUGCUCAUUUUUCAAGGCUAAGAACUCAUGCGCUUACUUCUCUGCACGCGGGUCUCCUAAAUAAUCAGGGUCUCCCAGUUUCAGAUACUUCAAAGUGGAUAGGGAUGGAGGAAGAGGACAUAGAAGCCCUGCUGGAGUACCAUGGAUUUUCGAUAAAAGUGUUUGAAGAGCCAUACAUGGUAAAGGGUGACCUGUUUCUCCAUGCUGAUAAGGAUUAUAAAACAAAAUGCUCCAAACUUGUUCACAUGAAAAAGUCAAGAACCAUUGUGGAAGAUGUUUCUGCUCCAUCGAUAGAAGAAGAUGUUUUUGCUCCCUCUCCGUUGUCAUCCUUGCCGAAAGCAAAUAAAGGAUAUCAACAGGAAACACCGCCUCCUCAAAGUCUUAAGAAACAAACAUCACUGCGUCUAGUUGAUAAAGUAAUGACCGAUUCCAAGACUUCCCUCUUACUGGAGGAGGACAAGCCAGUGAGGACAUCUGUUAUAAAUCCAGUGCGGCCAUCUGAUGUAAAACCAGCAGUAGAUCAACAAAACCGAAAUCACUUUACACCGGCUGGUGAAUUUCAUUCUCCUGGAUUUCCUCAAGCUGAAUCCUUGAAUUUGAAGAAACAACCUAAUGGCGGCCACACUAGUACAUCUCCCGCGGAAAUUAAAUUUCCAUUUGCAGAGCAUAUGCAAACGAAUCUUGUGCCCGGUUCUAUUUUGCAACAAAGUCCGUUUGCAGUGCACAUGCAAACGAAUCUAGUGCAUGGACCUACUUUGCAACAAAGUCCGAAGUCUAUGCCUAUGGAGAGUGUGCCUGUAACUACCAUUUCAGAGUCUCCAACGCGUGUAGAAAACAUAUCUGCUUUGGAAGAAUCAGUACCUGAAGCUGCGAUGACUGUUACCUUGGAAGAGGGUUUCGAUGACAUUGAACAGGAAGACGAGGAUGGACAUGAGGACAUCACAAGUCAGUAUGAAGAGGAAGUGGCGAAGGCUAAGCUCAAGUUGAUCAUAAGAUUAUGGAAGCGGUGGUCUUCACGUCAAAGUGAAUUGCGGGAGCGUCGACAGUUAGCUGCAGCUGCUGCACUGAAUUCUCUAACCCUGGGCACUCCUAUCCGACUCAGCAAAACUGAUCACUAGAGGGCGUGCGGUGAGUUUGACAUUGAUCAAGCGAUGAAGAGGAGAUUUGAAGAACGGGAAAAAUCAUGGUCAAGGCUGAAUAUUUCAGAUGUGGUUGCUGAUAUAUUAGUCGAAAGGAAUCCUGACUCAAAAUGCAUAUGGUGGAAGGUCAUCCUAUGUACUCAGAUUAAAUCAGUUGACUCAUCAAGUCAAGAUACACAUUCAGCAGCCAGUCGAUGGUUAUCAUCAAAGCUUAUCCCUGACACAGAACAUAGUAUCUCCGAUGAUAAUCUACUGUUUUCAUCUCCCGGUGUGUCGGUAUGGAAUAAAUGGGUUGCAAGUGGGUCUGAUUCAGAUUCCAGAUGCUGUCUCUCAGUAGCUAGGGAUGUAGAAGCUGAUAAUGAUCCACGUGGUGCAAGUGCAGUUCUCUUCCUUGCAUCUAAAAGCAUCCCUCUGAAUCUCCAGAGAGAACAUCUUAACCGCAUUCUCGAAUCAGUACCUAACCGUUCACUCCUUCCCCUUCUCGUUCUAACCAGCUCAAGCAAUGGAGAAAGCGUGGGUCCCGAUACAAAUCUCGUCUCUGAGCUAGGCCUCCAUGAUAUCAACAAAUCAAAGAUAGCAAGCUUCACCGUCGUUUCUAUCGCUAAUUACUCCCAGAAGGGACACGAAGUUCGUUUUUUCAGCGAUUCGCGGCUAAGGGACGGACUCAAAUGGCUUGCGGGAAAUUCACCUCCGCUACCAAAUCUUCAUCACGUUAAACCGCGGGAACUUGUUCUGACGCAUUUUAGUUUUUCUCUAGAGUUGCUUAAGCAGAUGUCGGAUCAGGAAGUUGGUCCUAACAUAUGCAUAUCAGCCUUCAACGAGGCGCUGGAAACAUCUAAAAGAAACAUCACUUCUGCUGCUGAAGCAAAUCCGAUCUGUUGGCCUGGCCCUGAGACAAUGUUGCUCGACAGUAAUAGAAAAGAACAUUUAAUGGCGAAGAGGUAUCUACCUGAACUAGACUGGAGCAGUGCAGAGAGCAUCGAACAAUUCAACUCCGUUCUCGAGAACUGCAAGCUUCCAUAUUUUGAAGAUGACUUGACAUGGUUAACACUAGGAUGUGCUUCAGGCGCUGAGAUAGAGAAGCAUACGCAACGGCUUGAGGGAUGCUUAGUUGAGUACUUGACACAGACAAGCAAUCUUAUGGGAGACUCGUUAGCCAGCAAAGAAGCGGGAGUGAUGUUACAAAGAAACACUACCCUCGAACUCCAUAACUCAAGCUACUACCAUAUCAUCCCGAGAUGGAUCGGGAUCUUCCAGAGGAUCUUCAACUGGCGGAUAAUGGAUGUGCUAGAUUCGUCUUCUUCCUCAGCUUACGUACAGAAGUCUGAUCUCGCCAUAUCAGCUUCAAGCUAUGCUGAUAAGUUCUUGUCUGAAGAUGCAUCGUACCAAUCUUCUCGUCCAACAAUGGUCCAAAUCAGCUGCACCCCCUUGAAGUCGUCUCCUAAAGUAGAAUAUGUUCAGACAGAGAGGCUUGUUGAUGAUCAUAGAGACAUAGAUGAGUCAAUGUUGGAGAAGAGUAGAGAAGCUUCGAGAAGGAUUGAUAUGAUGAUAACUGAGGACGAUGAGUUAGCUGUUAAAAGAAAAGAAGCUGCGGAGAAGAAGACGGUGAAGGGUAGAGAGAGUGAGAGAUUAGAUAAACUGUUGGAGAAAUGACAGAACAGCAUAGCCAAGAAGCUCUGCAUUUACUUUUGAACUUUCUUCAUCCCUUUUGGCGUUUAAUGUUGUUGUUACUUUAACUUUGCUAUAUAUGCUGAAUCUGUGACAUAGAGAGAGAGUACAGAAGAAACAACCAUCAUCAUCAUUCAUUACACAGGUUUUUUAACUGUACAGGGAUAAUUGUGAUAUCAUCUGUCCUAUUCUCAUGUUGUAACCACAGUUUGUAUGAUUCCGCUUUGUAAAACAAACAAAGAUUUUUUUGACAAAUCGAUGACUUGUUUUCCCGA